Molecule: messenger RNA, 1869 nt
Organism: Paramecium tetraurelia
Lineage: Eukaryota; Ciliophora; Oligohymenophorea; Peniculida; Parameciidae
Exons: 7
Molecular function (GO): protein phosphatase binding; protein phosphatase regulator activity
Source: RefSeq, a predicted model, not a curated record
AUGAAUUUCAGUGCUCAAUUUUGGAGUCAAUUCGGUAUGCUUAUGAAGGAGAAUGGAUUUGAUCGUCAUUUUGAAAACCAAGACUUGUAGUUGACUACUCUGUUGGAAGAUGAUUUAAUAAUUGGUGAGUUCAGAAAUCAAAAUUAGAAACUUAUGGAAUAUAUGCAAAAGAAACAAGUGGCUGAGUUGGUCAGUUAUUUAACUGAGAUGCCAGUAGAUGAUUCAAAUUCAAAAAGAGCAUUUAGAUAUCCGUUUUAUUCAUGUGAAUUGUUGGUGUGUUGUGAGAAUCCUAAGAUUCUAGAGUAAUUUUUUGGAGAAGACAGAUCUCUAUUGCAUAAAUUAUUUUAAUUUUUUGUUUCCGACGAAGAGGUGAACCCUGUUUUGGCAGGAUAUGUAUGUAAUGUGCUAUUUAAUCUGUUAAAAAUGAGAACAGACAUCUUUCUAGCCGAAUUCUAUUAAUAUUAGAAUUUAGUAGAUGGAUUAAUCAAACAAUUAUAAUCUCGUUCAGUUACAGAACUUGUAAUUCGCUUAUUAACAAUCGAAUAAGAAACACAAGUAGAUUAUACACCUUAGAGACUUCAAUUAAUCAAAGGAGUAGUUGAUAGAAUUGUUGAUACCUCAAAUUUUGAAGUAUCAACCAAUGUAUCUCACAUCAUCCAGGAAAUCACCUUAAAGGCCUAUGUAAUUUUCAAAGCAUAACCACUCUUUGAAUUCUUAUAUGGAGAAUCGAUAGAUCAAUUCUGCAAAUCUAUUGUUCAUGAGAACAACUUCGUCUCUCUUGCUUCAGGAACUGCUUUGUAUAAUCUGCUCACAUUGCUUUACAAAAUAGCCACAAGACAAGGAGAUCCAGCUGAAAGUGCUAUAUUCUAAGUGAAUUAGCAGGAGCUAUUCAAUAGAAUAGAGUCGCAUCUAAAUAAAUGGUUAGAGUUCUUGUAAAACUCAGAAGCACGUAUUUUUGGGUAACACAAGGUUAAAAUUCUGGAAAUAAUUGGAGUUUGCAUAAGUUUAAAUUAAGAAUCUUUUGUUACUAAGUUGAAUGAAUUGGAUAUCUUCAAAGUUUAUAAUUCAUUAUUUAUCAAAUAUGAAAAGCAUGAUAUUUUGCAUCUGCAAUAUUAUAGGUUUUUGGUGCAUAUAAUCGAGUAGAGAUUGGACAGUUUAGUUUAGAGUUUAUUCAAUCAAAAUGAGUUUAUCCAAUUUUUAUUGAAGUGUACUUCAGAAGUGAGUAACGAUAAGAAUUAGAGAAAGGAGUAUUUGGGAUUUGUAACUAAGUUGGCUCAUUUUUUGGAGGAGUUUUCAUCAAAAUACCCAUUUUUAUAAUCAGAAUUGGAGAAGGACACCUGGAAACAGUUUAAGGAAUAAUAUUUUGAUAAAGCUGAGAAACUGAAUAAUCACGAAUUGGGUGGUCAUACAAGAGCUGAUAAUAACGAAGAGGUUGAUUUUAAUAAGGAGGACAUCCAAAAUAAAUAUGACGAUUUUUUGAAAUCAAAUCAUGAUGAGAAGAUGUAGAAUGAAAGCAAUACUCAGAACAUAUAAAACAUUUUUGAUGCUUUCAAUAUAGGUAGUAAUGAUUAAUCAAAUUCAACUGAUGGAUAAUAGUAAUAAUAGUAGGAUUGGUCUAACUUUUCAUGGGGGUAGGAGUAGAGUUAAGGAGAAGGGACAUAGCAAUAGGAUUUCUAGUCAUUUGGAGAGGGAGAGCAAAAGAAAGAGUAGGUGAUGGAAUUUGAACAGUAAAGCAAAGCAGCAGUAAAGCAUGACUUUGCAUAAGAGGAGAAGGAUGAUGAAUAUGUUCGUUUUUGGCAAUUUUAGGUUCAUGAGCACGAUUCUAAAUUACACGAUGACGCUCUGUAUGAGUUCGAGAAAAAUUAUUGA